Molecule: messenger RNA, 642 nt
Organism: Nicotiana attenuata
Lineage: Eukaryota; Viridiplantae; Streptophyta; Magnoliopsida; Solanales; Solanaceae
Exons: 3
Coding region: 1-642 (213 amino acids)
Source: RefSeq, a predicted model, not a curated record
AUGAAAUUGAAGCUCACAUCAGCUCUUAUACAUUCUGGCUUCACACAAAGCAAGCUGGACUACUCUCUAAUCACCAAAAGACAGAACAAUGACAUAGUUAUUAUCCUGGUUUAUGUUGAUGAUUUGUUAAUUACAGGGAGUGACCAGGAGAUAAUUCAAGAGGCCAAAACUAUUUUGAAUGAAAACUUCAAAAUGAAGGACUUGGGAGAGUUGAGAUUCUUUUUAGAAAUUGAGUUUGCAAGGUCAAGCAGGAAUCCUUAUGAACCAAAGGAAAUAUGCACCGGAGCUUUUCAGGUUCUGAGUCAGUUUAUGAAUGCUCCAAAACAAUCUCACUAUGAAGCAGCUUUAAGGGAAGUCAAUUACAGGAUAUUGCAUAAAACUGGAAGAUUCCAUUAUCUCAUGGAAAUCAAGAAACAGAGUACUGUGUCAAGGAGUUCAGCAGAGGAUGAGUAUAGAAGUAUGGCCACUAUUGUGGCUGAGUUAGUGUGGGUGCAUGGGUUGUUAGAAGAAUUGGGAAUGAAGGUUGACUUACCUAUGGAGCUUCAUUGUGACAACAAAGCAGCCUUACAAAUUGCAUCUAAUCCAAUGUAUCAUGAGCGUACAAAGCACAUAGAAAUUGAUUGCCACUUUAUUAGAGAGUAG